AUGAGUGAUAGAAUUGAUGUAUCUCUAAGCUAAGACCUUUUAGGAUUCAUGUUUAAUAUUAACUCAUCUACAAAUAUAGAUUAAUACCAAUAAGAGUCAAAUAAAACAUAUUUAGUUUAUUAUGCUUAGCUAUACUAUUAAAAUGGUAAUUUCUCUCAAUACAUUAAUCUUGAUGUAAUUAAAUGCACUGAUCCUUAACUAUAAGGAUACAACUGUGUAGAUUUUUCUAAAAUAAGCAACUAUUCUCUUGUCUUAGAUAACUCAGUAGCACUAUUUUCUCAAAUACUUAUCAAUGUAUAUGGUUGCUUAGAUGUAGAUAGUUUUAAAACAACAAUCCCAAAUAAUUGUGCAUCACAAAAAGAAAUUGAUGAUAUUAUUAAUGGAAACACAUCUGGGCUUUUACUAAAAAUGAAAGUGUAGUAAUAUAACACAACUUCUAAAUAAAUUUAGACUAAUUACAGAAAUAUAUUCAGCUUUUUAUAGUCAAGUUAAUUUAUUAUUACUACUUUAAAAACAUAAAAACAAGAGACCUAAGUAAAUGAAGGCUUGUUAUUUUAGUCAAAGUAGACUUAUAAUUCUCCCAUUUAAUAUGAAUAAAUGAGCUAAAACUUUGACAGGUAGUUCUCACUGGAGCAAGGUCUUGGACCAUACAACUAAGUUUCUAUUUAUCUAGAUGAAAUAGUACAACAGUUUUAAAUUUAAUAUCCAACUUUCACUGAAAUUUUAGCUCUUGUUAAUAGUGUUGCUUUAGUUAUUUUGGCUUCAAAAUUUAUAGAUAAAAAUUUAUAGAUUUUGAAGCAAAAUUUUUUAAUUGACUAAAAUAAUGAAAUUUAACUUUCAAGUUAGUAAACAAAUGAAGUUUUUUUAGAUGAAAUUUCUGAAAAAUAGAAUAAGUUAGAUUUAAAUAUUCCUUGUUUUAAUUCUAAAUUUAGAGACUAUGUAGAAAAAAACUAGAUCACUCAUAAGAAACAUGAAAUAUUCCUAUAAAAAGGAGAUGAUAUAUCUGUAAUUAGUGAAUCAACUCUAAGCUGUAAAAAUACUAAUUAGCAUAGAUCUAAAACUUUUUAAAACGAAUCAAAAAUUAGCAUAAUAGAUAAGCUUUAGCAAAAUGAUAAUUCAGUAAAAAAAUAUUUGGAAAUAAAACGACCAAUUUUCCUGAAAACAAAAAAUCAGAUCCCUUUUAAACUAUAAAAAUAAAGUUAAAAUCAUCUUGAAAAAACUGAUUAAGUUGAAAUCUCAGAAAAAAACGUCAAAAAAAAUAGUCUAUUUGUAGAAACAUAAAUAAAAAAUAAUCUUACCUAAAGCUAAAAUUAAGGAAGUUUAAGAGAAGCCAUUUCAUAAAAAUUACAAGCAAUUUACAGUAAUUCUAUGAAAAAUAUCACUUAGAAAUUAAUUUUUAAAUCAAGAUUGUUCAAAACCAAAGAUUCCGAUGCAUAUAAAAGUAUAGAUACAAAUACUUUAGCAUAGAUUAGUAAAGAAGUCAAAAAAAGUUUGGAUAUUUAUGAAUUUUAUAAGGAUAUUAUUUUUUUGAAGAAAGCUGUUUCAAUGUUGCUUAAUAAAGAUUAGUUGGCAGCUAUUCAGCUAGUAAAUCUAACUGAUAAAUUUUUAAAUUUUAAUUUAAACAAUGAAACAUUAAAGACUGAUUACUAGAGUGCAAAAAGUUAACUAAACUAUUUUGAAAAGUAGUUUCUUAUAUUAUAAUCAGAGUAGUUACAAGCACAAUACAUUGAGAAAUUUUUCAAAAAAGUCCAUGAGUAGAAGUAGCUGAUCGAGGUUGAUAAAAGAAUAAUUUAGUCAAUUCUAAAUAAAUAGAGAAUAUAUUCAAAAUAUUAUGUAUUAUUUUAUUAUUAGUAAUUAUUAUACAAAAAACAUAUAAAUUCUUAGAAUUAAAUGAUAUAUUAAAAAUAAAUAUUAAAAUCCAAGUCAUUUAAAUCAUUAAAACACUAUCUGGUUUUUUUAAAUAAUUUUAAAUAUUUAUUCAAGAUUAAAGUGUAAAAAAUUAUAAACUCUAAAAUUUUAAUUUUUCUAAGUGAUUAGUUUUUUAUUAUUUUAGGUUGA
Molecule: messenger RNA, 2058 nt
Organism: Tetrahymena thermophila SB210
Lineage: Eukaryota; Ciliophora; Oligohymenophorea; Hymenostomatida; Tetrahymenidae
Product: AMP-binding enzyme family protein
Exons: 4
Source: RefSeq, a predicted model, not a curated record